AUGCUGCUUUCACUCCCUGCUGAGCUGAUUCAGCUCAUCUUACGAAGUUGUGACAGUCCAUCUUUCCUACAGACGGCCUUUACUUCCCGCACCCUAUUGGAGCUUGCCACCACUAGCCGUGAUCUUGUUCACCACCAGCUCUCCCAGACUCCCGGAAAGUCCGACUACUCAGCGUCCCUCACAACUCGCCAGCUGUUCAAGUUACUCCUACAUCGAUCCAUUGAUCAAUUGUUGUUUGGGAUUGGAAAUCAUUUUGAACGCAAAUCCUUUACCUUCAGUACUAUAUUCGGUGGGAAAGUGAUCGACAGUCGUGCUUCUUCCAUCGUGUCCUUGACAAACGAUGCAGGUACCCGCACACAAGUGUUGUUGGUAUUCCAAAAUGACUCCACAGUCUAUCUCUUCGGCAUUCGAAAUGGGUAUUUGACCCUGCAGCAACGAUGCGAAGUUCCUGCAAAACGGUAUGGAAAUGUCCAGGUUCUCCAUACGGCACUUGAAAACGAACAGAUCUAUGUGCUGCAUCGCUUCAAGCCUUUUAUUGCCGAUGGGCCUGAUAGUGACCGCCCUUUCGUCAAACAAGCACAACAAUCCAACCCCCACGGAAACAUCUUCCUAGCCACUUUCCAACUUGGUCACCCAACCGCCGGUAUCUGCAUCCAUGGAUUCCCGGACGAGAGCUAUUAUGAGCCGCUGAGCUUUGCAGUGGAGGAUGAGCAGUUUGCUAUUUCCUGGCAACAUAUUCAGCAUGCCCACGAUCAUCGAGUGGUGCUUUAUAAAAUGGAGCAAUAUGGUGAGAUGGAGGCUUUCUCAGACCACGGGCCUAACCUCGGCGGGCUUGACCCCCUUGGUUUUGUUCGGCAUGAUCAUGGUGUGCUACAGACAGACGCGAGACCCCUUCCUCUAAUCCUAGCCUCAAAAUAUACAUCGUUUGUCCUCGCAGAACACCACGAAGGUGACGGUGAUGCUGAGCCGACAGUUAAAGUGGCGUUCAACGACCAAGGCCAGCAAUUAUUACACUACAGCCGGGGCCAGGCUUUAUAUAGCUCCUUCCAGAAGAUCAACUGGGUGUCCUCACCCGGCCAGUGGAAGCCCACAGCCAAUCCGAACGGCUGUAAUGUCACAUUCACAAGUGCACUUUCCCUCAGUUUCUCAAUCGGAAUCCCUUUUUACGGCACUCACCAACAAGGCGACCGAUCUCACGGGUCUCGGUGUCAUUGGCAAUAUCUCGCUCUUGGUAUUGCGACUCAUCGAGUAGAGCACUGGUCCGUGGCCUGUUUACUCCGAUCUGAAGCAUCCCCUAUGGCUAUAAAUUGUACACACGAGCAGAACAUUGACCGAGGAAGGCGAUUCGAGACUUGGAAGAUCAUGGCCCAGCUCGGAGGGUUCCAAGAGUCGAACACCUCGACGGGAUCUCUGAUUGCGACUUCACCCCAGAAGACCCGAAUCGCGAUGGCUAGCUGGAAGACCGUGACCAUCUGGGCCUUAGAGCCGACUGUCUUGAUCAAUGGCGAGGAUGGCUUUUAUCCCGAGUCGUGGCAAACAGAAGGAGGAUAUCCAGAGCUCAGGCCUGCUGUGAUCCAGUUGGAUGCUGUGUGCUGUCAAUUACAAUUCACCGAGAAAGAAAAUGAACUGGUGGGCAUCACCGACCGAGGAUUGAUGCUCCUGCGUCUCAAGCCCGAAGGGCGAGGAGUUGGAUUUGUUAAUAGCAGUGGGAGUCGUAUUUCCGAGGAAGGGGUAGACAUCUCAAAGCUGGCGGCGUACAUCCCAUAG
Molecule: messenger RNA, 1767 nt
Organism: Penicillium pulvis
Lineage: Eukaryota; Fungi; Ascomycota; Eurotiomycetes; Eurotiales; Aspergillaceae
Product: F-box domain protein
Exons: 2
Coding region: 1-1767 (588 amino acids)
Molecular function (GO): protein binding
Source: RefSeq, a predicted model, not a curated record